This is a messenger RNA of Fusarium venenatum, 1092 nucleotides long. NCBI's taxonomy places the organism in Eukaryota, Fungi, Ascomycota, Sordariomycetes, Hypocreales, Nectriaceae. The record is from RefSeq and is a predicted model, not a curated record.
AUGCUUACCCAAAGAGUAUUGCCGCCACGUCGGCGACGAAGGACUCAGCUGGCAUGCAAUCCCUGUCGUGUCCGUAAAACUGGUUGUGAUGGCAACCGACCAGUCUGUACUUCGUGUAAAAUGAAGGGCUUGACGUGCAGUUAUCAACAGAAGAUGUCAACCUUACAAGCGCCGAAUCUUCAAGUGAUGAACAACCAACUGCAGCACGUGGAAGAAAAGUCACAAGGGGGUCCGCGCCUAGACCAGAAUACUGCCGAUACUUCUCCAGUGCCUGAACGUAAGUCCAUCUUGAAAAGGGCGUCACGGUUAGUCCUGAACUCAGCUAUAGUACCAAAUUUCGUUUCUUCGGAGCAACCCAAAAUGCCUCAUGCCUAUCGCAAGGACGAAGAAUCCUUCCAUGGCCCGUCCUCGAAUAUUUCUUUUCUGCAGCAAACAAUCCAAAGAGCAAACCCAGACGUAGUUGCAAAAUCGUGUACACAGGAAAAGACUGAACAGGAUCUCCUAGGGUUCGAAUUAGUCAGAUCACCCGACUCUACUCAUCAUCUAGGUCCCACCUCACCUCCAGACCACCUUGCGCCCACCCUUCUCCGUACUUUUUAUGACUCCAUCCAUCCAGUGUUCCCCUUACUUCACUGGCCAUCUUUUAUUACGAUGUAUAACAGUCUUUGGCGACCAAACAUGACUUUGGAUGAUUGUCAUCACCAAACAAGAGAUGAUCUCGUCUUCCAUGCAAUAUUUAACAUGGUAUUGGCCAUUGGAUGUCAACGCAGCAAAUAUGCUCUCCUACCUCGGAGAACGCAAUACGCCGAUUCUUUUUACAAACGAUCGCAUCGAUUGAUUUCUAUCGAAACUCUGGAUUUCGCCUCUUUAGAAAUCGUACAACUGUUCCUUUUACGAGGCAUCUAUCUUCAUUACACAUCUUACGCCAAUCGUUGCUGGAACAUGGUCGGUGUUGCUCUCAGGGUGGCGCAGAGCUUGGGAUUAAACUUUGAACGCGCUGAAUCGUCCAAAAGUCAAGUGGAGCGGGAGAUGAGACGUAGAGCCUGGCAUAGCUGCAUUGCUCUGGAUCGGUAUUUUCCGCCUCAUCCAUAG